AUGGGCGACAUUGCAGCAACUAAGUUAGAUCACGAGAAUCACCUUCUCCUCGACCAACCUCUCCUCCGCCUUCCUAUCGAGCUUCUGCGGAAGAACUUCCGGUCCGCCCACUUCGAAGUCGAAAAAGAUGGCACAUAUAUCAAGAACACGCUAAAGGAGACGGCGACAGCAUGCGUGAACGGGGGCGCUUCGCAGGCCGACGUGCUCAAGAACCUCGACACGAUGAUCGCCCGGAUGCGCGGCGUCAAGCGGAAACUAACCGCCUUUGCCGACGAAGAGCAGCGGCUUCACCGCCACGAGGAGGCCCGCGUCCGCCACCUCAAUGAGCUGUACGCCAUGUACGGCGUCGACGAUGUCAAGUACGAAGCCUGGAGCCGCACCCGGCUCGACCGCCUUCUGGUCGAUUACCUCCUGCGCCACGGCUAUAACCAGAGCGCGAGGGCUCUCGCUCAGGAGAAGGGCAUCGAGCCGCUCGUAGACCUCGAUACUUUUGAGCAGAUGAGCCGGAUCCGGAAGUGCAUCCUGAAUCGGAGCGUCACGGAGGCGUUGGCGUGGUGUACGGCGGGAGAUACGAAGAAGGAACUUCGAAAGAUGGACAGUAACCUAGAAUUCAUGCUCCGCUUCCAGCAAUACAUCGAGCUAGUCCGGGACCACUCCACCAAACCCACCGACAUCCUCUCCUACGCGCGCAAGUUCCUUCUCCCCUACCAGCACACCUACAAGAAAGAAGUCAUGCAAGCCUGCGGCAUGCUAGCCGUGCGUCCCAGCGCCGAAACCAACGUCUACGCGGAGCUAUACUCGCCGGAUCGAUGGGAAAUGCUCGCCAACCUAUUUACAUCGACGCACAACGCACUACUCUCGCUCCCGUCCGUCCCGCUCCUACACGUCGCGCUAAGCUCCGGGCUCUCCGCUCUGAAGACACCAGCCUGCCACUCCUCGCACCCAUCCUCCGCCGCCGGCCCCCCCUCCCACUCGACCUCUCUAUCCCUAGCCUCCAGUGUCUGCCCCAUCUGCAGCACUGAGCUAAACGAGCUAGCCCGCGGUGUGCCGUACGCCUUCCAUAGUAAGAGCCACGUCGAGCCCGAUCUGCUCCUGCUGCCCAACGGCCGCGCCUACGGCAAAGCCCGCCUCGACGAGUACGCCCGCAAGGCCGGGUUGCUCGACGACCAGGUGAAAGACCUGCGCACCGGAGAGGUGUUCGGAAACGACCGCUUGAAGAAGGUGUAUAUUACAUAA
Molecule: messenger RNA, 1236 nt
Organism: Daldinia childiae
Lineage: Eukaryota; Fungi; Ascomycota; Sordariomycetes; Xylariales; Hypoxylaceae
Product: Protein FYV10
Exons: 3
Coding region: 1-1236 (411 amino acids)
Biological process (GO): proteasome-mediated ubiquitin-dependent protein catabolic process
Cellular component (GO): cytoplasm; GID complex; nucleus
Molecular function (GO): protein binding; ubiquitin protein ligase activity
Source: RefSeq, a predicted model, not a curated record